UUUGUUGGUUUGUCUUCUGAGGAGCUGUCACAAUGGAGACUAUAAAGCCCAAGAUGAAAGUGCUGAAAAAGCGUCGCUCCAGUCUUUUUGCGACCAUAAAACGGGAAGUGAGUUUUUCAAACAGCUAUGAGGAACAGGAGUGUGAAUUCCCCUUUUCACAGGACAGCUCUGUAAAAGCAUGGACAUCUAUGGACAACCUUAACGCAUCUGAUGGGAAAAAAAGGGCAGGAAACAAUCAGCAAAAAUCUGUGCCCAACCUAAGGCAAUCAAACAUCGUCAACCUCAACGUGGGUGGGAAGGUGUUUCACAUCCCGACGUGUUUGGUCCUCAAACACCCAAAAACCAGGAUUGGAGUCCUUGCCCUUUGUAAAGAUCCGGCCAAGCGUCUGACGCUCUGUGACGACUACAAUGUUCAGAACAACGAGUUCUUUUUUGACAGGGACCCCAUGUUUUUCCACUACAUCUUCCACUUCUAUUGCAGUAAUGUCCUGUGGGUGAUGGAUAGUCUCUGCCCUGUCAACUUUGAGCAAGAGAUGUCAUUCUGGGGGUUGAAAUUGAAGGACACUCCAAGGUGCUGUCGCAUUCUGUUCGAGGAGAAAGUGGACGACAUCAGAGACCAGCUGAAGGUGAACCAGGAGUUGAUUGAUGAGAUUAAGCCUCACCAGGAUGGCGAGGGAUACAAGACCAUGUUUCUCGGAGGCCUCCGGAAGAUCCUCUGGGACUUGAUGGAGAAUCCUUACUCCUCACUGUCAGCCAAAGCCUUUGCUGUGUUUUCCAGUCUCUUUGUGCUCAUCUCCAUUGUUGCCAUGACAAUGAACACAGUAAAUGAACUCAGGCAGUACAAACUUGGUGGCAAAACCUACAUGGAGUGGAUAGAGAUAUCCUCCAUCCUUUUCUUCACCUUGGAGUACUUUUUGCGGUUACUCACCACAUCGAACAUCAAAAAUUUCUUGAAGAGUGGCCUCAACUUUGUUGAUGUGGUGGCUGUUAUGCCUUACUUCCUCCAGAUAAUGUUUGAGACAUUUGUUAUGGAUUCAGAAAACGUCGGUGCAAAGGAAGAUUUGAAGGCCAUGGCGAGAGUCAGUAAAGUCAGCAAGGUGCUCAAGGUCGUCAAGUUGAUGCGCAUCUUCCGUAUCUUGAAGCUUGCCCGUCACUCCACAGGCAUGAGGGCAUUUGGUUUUACCAUCCGACAGUGCUCUGAGCAGGUGUGCUGUCUGUUUCUGUUCAUUGCCAUGGGCAUCUUCACCUUCUCUGCUCUGAUGCACUCUGUGGAGAUGGAUCAGCCUGGGACACCGUUCAGCAGUAUACCUGAUGCCUGGUGGUGGGCUGCGGUGAGCAUCUCUACUGUGGGCUAUGGAGAUGUUGUCCCUAUCUCCUAUCUCGGCCGUUGUGUGGCGUUCGGCUGCAUUUCUUUCGGCAUCAUCCUCAAUGGCAUGCCCAUCUCCAUCCUGUUCAACAAGUUCUCCGACUAUUACGCCAAACUGAAGGAACAGGAAUACACAUUUUCAAACACCGAACGCACCUUCCAGCUCAAGAAACGUAUGAGGCGCAAGUUUGACAACUGCUUCGAACCCCUGCCAGAGGAGUCUGAUGACGAGAUUCAUUAUCGGCCCAGUGGAAGGCAAACUGGCCACGAGAGCGAGGAUUUAGCUGCCCACUAG
Messenger RNA from Cottoperca gobio, 1661 nucleotides. RefSeq names its product potassium voltage-gated channel subfamily V member 2. Gene Ontology annotation, biological process: potassium ion transmembrane transport; protein homooligomerization; action potential. Lineage: Eukaryota; Metazoa; Chordata; Actinopteri; Perciformes; Bovichtidae. Gene Ontology annotation, cellular component: membrane; voltage-gated potassium channel complex. The transcript is spliced from 4 exons. Bases 33 to 1661 code for a protein of 542 amino acids. The record is from RefSeq and is a predicted model, not a curated record. Gene Ontology annotation, molecular function: delayed rectifier potassium channel activity.